AUGGCAUCAGAUCUGGAUCUUCUUAGCCCUCAGAUCCGCGAGAACAAAAUUUGGGACAGAGCGUAUGAUGGUCUCAAAGCUGACGAACCGAAUCUGGUGGGUGCGUACGAAGUGAUCCUCACUCGAGAGCUGAGGUUGUCAAACGCAUCCCAAGGCGAGGCUGGCCAGGAAAAUGGCAUCGAACAGGGAAACACGGAUACGAGGAGGGCUCAAAUGCGAGAAAUCAUCCAAAUCGGGGAAGAGAAUACUAAGGAGGAAAUCGCCGCCAAGGAAACCCUUGGAGGGAACUUGCGAAUCCUGCCUUUGAUCAAGGCACUAGUAGACAAGGCCGUGAAGGGUUCUCCAGCGGCGAGCAUCGUGUGGGCUGGUGUGUGCCUAUUGACUCCGAUCCUCAAGGACCCUCUAGACGAGUCUGUUGCGAAUCGAGACGGUACUGCAUAUGUUGUUCCGAGGGUCGAGUGGUCUAUCGUCUCCGCUUUUCGAAGAUGA
This is a messenger RNA of Parascedosporium putredinis, 489 nucleotides long. NCBI's taxonomy places the organism in Eukaryota, Fungi, Ascomycota, Sordariomycetes, Microascales, Microascaceae. The record is from the annotation of a GenBank genome assembly.